Messenger RNA from Hemiscyllium ocellatum (epaulette shark), 4063 nucleotides. RefSeq names its product extracellular sulfatase Sulf-2-like. Lineage: Eukaryota; Metazoa; Chordata; Chondrichthyes; Orectolobiformes; Hemiscylliidae. Gene Ontology annotation, cellular component: cell surface; Golgi apparatus; endoplasmic reticulum. Bases 505 to 3132 code for a protein of 875 amino acids. The record is from RefSeq and is a predicted model, not a curated record. The transcript is spliced from 23 exons. Gene Ontology annotation, molecular function: calcium ion binding; N-acetylglucosamine-6-sulfatase activity; glycosaminoglycan binding.
AGUGACUAAUCCAGGCGUGUUUCAACAGAUGGUUAGAGCUGGCCUAAUUCAGUCACUGCAGUUGAAUGAGGUUGAGAGGAGAAGCUACUGAGAGCCCUUUUCGGAGCUGUGUGGUCUCUGCGCUUCCUGGCAUUGUUAAGGGGAUCCUCUUUGAGAAGCCCGUGUCCCAGAAAUGAGAGAAAGCUGACUGAUAAAGAAUACGCAUUGGAAUCAGACUUCAUAUAUAAUGUUCUUGCGGACAUACACUUUCUAUGCCGCUUGAAUAAUGAAGCUGUAACAAAGUGACCAGUUCCAGGACCCCUCCUUCCCCACUCAAGGGUGAAAGCACUGAAGAAAUUUGCGACAGACGACCUGAUCUUUCAUUUCUGGGAACUGUAGAGCAUUGGAAUACUGGAAUCCCGAAAAGUCAUAAUCCUGUACGGAGUCUCAAGUUAGCUGAAAAUAAACGAAGAAAGGAAUUCCUUUCCUAACCUCGGAAGGACAAAAGGCCUCAAGUGAGACGAAAUGUUACAGUCAAGACUUGCCCUUGGAUUGGUUGUGUUGGGAUUUGUUGCUUUUGUGAGUCCUGGGUUAGCUGUCCUUUCUCAGCGACUGAAAGGCCGAUUUCAAAGAGAUCGCAGGAAUAUUAGACCAAACAUCAUCCUCAUUUACACAGAUGAUCAGGAUGUGGAACUUGGAUCUUUGGAAGUAAUGAACAAGACCAGGAAGAUCAUGGAGCAAGGAGGAGCACACUUCACAAAUGCAUUUGUGACAACACCCAUGUGCUGCCCUUCAAGAUCAUCCAUGCUGACAGGGAAAUAUGUCCACAACCACAAUACCUACACAAACAAUGAGAACUGUUCAUCUUCCUCCUGGCAGGCCACACAUGAACAGCGGACAUUUGCUGUGUAUCUGAACAGCACUGGCUAUAGGACAGCUUUCUUUGGAAAGUAUCUGAAUGAGUACAAUGGCAGCUACAUUCCACCUGGUUGGCGUGAGUGGGUUGGAUUAGUAAAGAAUUCUCGGUUUUACAAUUACACACUCAAUAGAAAUGGUGUAAAGGAGAAGCAUGGAUUUGACUACUCAAAGGAUUACCUGACAGACUUGAUGACAAAUGACAGCAUCAACUAUUUUAAAUUAUCCAAGAAGAUUUAUCCACAUAGACCAGUUAUGCUGUUGAUAAGUCAUGCUGCACCCCACGGUCCUGAGGACUCUGCUCCACAGUUUUCCAACCUCUUCCCCAAUGCUUCCCAGCACAUUACCCCCAGCUAUAAUUAUGCACCCAAUCCAGACAAGCAUUGGAUCAUGAGAUAUACUGGCCCAAUGAAACCCAUCCAUAUGGAAUUCACUAACAUGCUACAGAGGAAGCGCCUGCAGACGUUAAUGUCUGUGGAUGAAUCAAUGGAAAAGCUCUAUAACAUGCUUGUUGAAACUGGAGAAGUGGACAAUACGUACAUCAUUUACACAGCAGACCAUGGCUAUCACAUUGGACAGUUUGGACUCGUCAAAGGAAAAUCGAUGCCCUAUGAGAUUGAUAUCAGAGUGCCAUUUUUCAUGCGGGGUCCCAAUGUGGAACCAGGGUCAAUAAUUCCUCAACUUGUUCUAAAUAUAGACCUUGCCCCAACAAUUUUAGACAUUGCAGGUCUGGACAUUCCAGCUGACAUGGAUGGCAAAUCUAUUCUAAAGCUUCUCGACACUGAAAAACCCGUCAACAGGUUCAACUCAAACAAGAAAACAAAAAUAUGGCGAGAUUCUUUUCUUGUGGAAAGAGGUAAGCUGCUCCACAAGAGGGAUGAGGGUAAGAACACCCAAGAGGAAAAUUUUCUGCCGAAGCAUGAAAGAGUGAAAGAUCUUUGCCAGAAGGCAGAAUACCAGACACCUUGUGAGCAGUUUGGCCAGAAAUGGCAGUGUGUGGAAGAUUCCACUGGAAAGCUUCGGCUUCAUAAGUGCAAAGGAAUGGCUGUCACAGCAGCAUCUGAGAAGAGGAGGUCUAAUCGCUUCCAGUCCAAGUAUUACAACGGUGAUGGAGGAGAUUGUGAUUGUGAAGAAAAUGGAUCCAAAAUUAAUACAGCAGCUCGACAGAAACAGACCAUUUUGUCCAAGCAAAAAUUUAAGCAAAGCUACAUACGGAAUAGGUCAAUCCGUUCAGUAUCUGUUGAACUUGAAGGAGAAGUCUAUGAUCUGGAUCUGGAUGAAGGAUUUGAUCCAGUUGUGCAAAAGAACGUCACUAAACGCCAUGAUGUGGCUGAUGAGGAAGAGGAGAAUAUGGGUGAAAGCAGUGGCACUGACAACAGCAAUGAACUAAUUGUGCCAAGUUCAAUUAAAGUCACACAUAAGUGCUAUAUAUUGGCCAAUGAAACUGUUCAAUGUAACCGAGAUCUGUACAAAUCACUUCAAGCGUGGAAGGAUCAUAAGUUACACAUUGAUCAUGAGAUUGAAACACUUCAAACUAAAAUAAAGAAUUUACGAGAGGUCAGGGGUCACUUGAAGAAAAAAAGACCUGAAGAAUGUGACUGUUCCAGGAUGAGUUUUCCCUCUAAACAUAAGGGAACGAAAGGAAAGCUCAAGCACAAAGGAGCUAAUCAUCCCUUCAAGAAAGGAAACCAGGAUAAAACUGAAAAUGCUUGGAUGUUUAAGGACGAGAGAAAAAGGAAGAAGCUGCGAAAAAUGCUGAAGAGACUGCGAAAUAACGAUACAUGCAGUAUGCCUGGUCUCACUUGUUUCACACAUGACAACCAACACUGGCAGACACCCCCAUACUGGACAUUGGGGCCAUUCUGUGCUUGUACCAGUGCGAAUAACAACACUUACUGGUGUUUGAGGACCUACAAUGAGACCCACAACUUCCUGUUCUGUGAGUUUGCCACUGGUUUCUUGGAAUACUUUGACCUCAACACAGAUCCUUACCAGCUGAUGAAUGCAGUGAAUACGUUAGAUCGAGAUGUUUUGAACCAGUUACAUGUACAACUUAUGGAAUUACGAACCUGCCGCGGCUUUAAACAGUGUAAUCCACGGACCAGAAAUAUGAACACAGGAGGAAAAGAUGAAGAAAAGUUUAAUCAAUACAGGCAAUAUCAGCGCCGGAAAUGGCCCAAAACGAAGAGACCAAACACCAAGUCCUUAGGACAACUUUGGGAAGGCUGGGAAGGAUAGACUCUUGGGGAAAAAAAGCUGAUUCCUUCAGCAGCAUCAACUGGCAACAACUUGAAACUUUAUACAGACAGGGUGAAAGCCUAUACCUUUAUCAACUGAAUUUCAAUUUUAGCCUUGAAGACUGAAUAAACUAAGGGGGCUGAUGUAGGUAGAAUGUUUGCACUGUUGGGGAAUUUGAAUAGAUAAGUAAACUAUCAAGGAUCAUUUAUGUAAAUGAAGGUGGAAUGCUUCUUCCACUGGUUGCUAGACUAUCUGCUAUAACUCAAAGUAAUGCCUCAUUUUGUUCAAAGCCAUCAUUUUGGAAUGCAGCUCACUUGACUUACAGAAACUGGCUGAUUCUGCAGGAGCAAAGGAGCAAGGUGCAAUUUUAUUUUUUGGUGGAGCACCUUGAUUACAAGACAUUUCCAUUAUUUUGGAAAAUAACGUGAGGUGAAGGAAAUUUUGUAAGACUGCGACAGUGGUCAAAAUCAAUACAAGGGAAAUAAAUGUACAAGCAUGAAAAUGGAAGGGAUGAAUUGUUUGGUGAAGACUUUCUAGAAUAAAGUUUUGUUUGAAGUGAAAAGGAAGUGAAUAUUCAAAUUGUUAAUAAUAGUUUUAUCAACUGUCAGCCCCAAUUUGAGAAAUCUGCUUUGUUUGAGGACUUGCAUAUUUGUUCAGCCUCUGCCGUCAUUAUGUAUAGACAGCUUUGAGAUGCACAUUUAGAAAGACCAGCGUCUGUACAUUACUUAGAAUUCUAUCUUGUAAAUACUUACAACUUUUACACCCAUCAAUGAAGUUUAUUAGUGAAGCUAAGUCAAUGCAAACUGGAAUGCCUGGCUACAUACAAUAAUAUCAGAAAAAAAGCCUCAUCUUUAAAACUGCACCAUUUGAUUGACUAAUUAUUGAUGCAUUUUAAAGUCUUGUUUCAUACUGAUUCGUUCAAAUUCAUGAA